AAUCCCCUUCAGUUUGGUAUAAGAGGAAACAGCAUGGAGGCACAGAGACACACGGCCUUGGACUCCACUUGUGGUUACAGGCGAUCGCAACAGCUCUCUUUGCAGCGUAUUAAUUGUCCAGACGAUGGCAGCCAUGAAGAGGAUUCCCGGCUUUUCCACCCUCCUCCUCCUCAGUUUCCUGAGUGAACUUUCCUUUGGCAGAACUCUGAAGUUCAACAACUGCGAGGUCAGCGUCCACACGCAUGAGCUCCGCAGACAUUACUCGGAGAUGCGCUCGAUAGCGAUUUCUGAGGACACGGAGAUUGGAGUGAUGAUCCUGAACAGAUCAACAAUGACAUCCCUUCAGGUCGAUCAGACAUGCUGUUACUUGCGCCUGAUCCUGCGCUUCUACACGGAGCGGGUCUUCCGAAACUACGCCUCCUCACAGCCGCGUUACUCCAGCGCCCUGGCCAACGCCUUUGUCACCGUUAGGAGGAACAUAAACAAAUGCCACUGUCUCUGCGAGGAGGACACGCAAAGAGCCAUGGACUCGUUAAACGCAGAGUUCGACAAGCUGUCCAUCAACAAGGCGGCCAAGAAGGCAGUGGCGGAGAUGGACGCGCUACUGGACUGGCUCGAGGAACUGGAGGAGUCGUCGGCAGCGGCGGCGACGUCCGACCUAACCCUGACAGCCUAGAACCGUCCGGGACGUUUCUUUUGUUUGGACUUGAAAUUAACUUAAAUAUGGAUGGAGACUUGAUUUAACGUGCUAAUUUAUCCACAUAAGAAUAUUUAUUACACUAUUUAAAAUGCUUAUAAACCCGCAUUGGAAUAUUUAUUACACUUUAUUUAAAAUUCUGUUAUACCCCACAUUGGAUUAUUUAUUAUGCUUUAUUUAAUGUCCUAACAUAUCCACAUAGGAAUAUUUAUUUACAUGCAACACAUCCAAAGUUGUACCAUUUAUUUAUCACAUACCGUACUUGAUACUGAGUAUUAGUAUGUAUGUUUUCUUGGUGUUUUGUACGUUUCAGCAACAAUGAAUAAACUAUUCUUUUAUAGCC
Molecule: messenger RNA, 1040 nt
Organism: Nerophis ophidion (straightnose pipefish)
Lineage: Eukaryota; Metazoa; Chordata; Actinopteri; Syngnathiformes; Syngnathidae
Gene: il20
Product: interleukin 19 like
Exons: 6
Coding region: 125-676 (183 amino acids)
Source: RefSeq, a predicted model, not a curated record